CUAAUUCUCCCACACACUUCACUACUCCGAACUAAUCUUUUGAUUUCCUCUGAAAAGUCUGAUCUGAACCACCAAAAGCUUAAUCAGUGCCAUCCAUGGCUUCCGUCUCUGUAACAAAUAUUAACAGCGGUGCUUGUUCUGUAUCUGGUUCUGCUCCAAUUAGUGCUCCACCGCCUUUUUACUUCGACGAAAAAUGGAAGCUCUCCAAGAAAGAAAGCUUGUCCAGAAGCCGAUCUUCAUCUUCAUGUCCACUUGUCAAGAAUUCCAAUUCUUCUCAUAGAAGAUGCUCUUUUACCAGGAAGUGUGCUCGCUUAGUCAAGGAACAAAGGGCUCGUUUCUACAUUAUGAGGCGAUGCGUUACCAUGCUUAUUUGCUGGAGAGAUUACAGCGAUUCCUGAACAAUUUUCCCAACAAAACGAGCGACAAACCAUAAAAGAAUGUCCUCUUUUUUUUUUUUUUUUUUUUUUUCCAUGUGAGAUCUUUUUGGGGGUUUUGCUUAAGAACCCAGUUCUUUUUUUAGCUUUCUUUUUUUCUCGUUGUCUAAAUGAGGAAAAUCAUGAAGUAGUAGGAGGAAGAGAUAUUUAUACUUGUAUAUAAAAAUAUUUUUCAUUUCUUUUUAAUUUCUAUCAAGCUUUAGAAUUUUUUUUUUAUCUGGGUGAAUGAUGUUAUUUUUCUGUUAAAUUUAAUAUGAGACUAGUGUUUAGAAUCCCAAAAUAUUUUAAUGGCAAUAGAUAUGGAAAUUUAUGUAGAUAUUAUCACUCAUUUUCUGAUCUCUGCUUUUUUUUUUUCUUUCCUUUACUGUAAUCUUGAUCGUGAUUGAAGUGGGGUGUUUUUUUUUCAUUUAAGUUUGAAUAAAUUCUGAAGUAAGAAGAGAAAAAAAAUGAUUCCAUCUCAGGCUUUCAGCCAUUGUUGGUUGCAGAGCUCUGAUGGGAAAUUGUGGAUCUGGUGAGUUUGGAUAGCUGACGUAGAUUUUCAUUUCUUUAAUUGCUUUUCUUUUCAGUAUUUUAUUUUAUUAAUUUCGAUAAUGGUUGUUUGUUUACGAUUAAUUAAUUAAUUAACUUAUUUAUAUAAAAAGAAUAGUCUAAGUCUCAGUAGAAGAUGGCUCAACGUGGAGAGAGAGGGGGCCUAGGCUCUGUCGUAUUUAAUUUAUUUUGUUGUUCUUUAAUAAAUAUUAAAUUUAAUGUAAAAAAUUUCACGUUAAGGAGAAAAAAAAAACAAAAUUGGAGAGAGCAAAAGGACGAAAGGACCCCACGAAUUCCACAUGAAUGCUGUCACUUCUUCUACUACUACUACUAUUCUAGGGUAAUUGGGGCUCUGGCUCCAAUGUCUCUCUCUUGUAAUCCAAAUGACCAUUUUGUCCUGCAUUGUGUACUCUUUGACCAUGUUAGGACCACUUUGACCUCUUAUCCAGUUGCAGGGUACUAUUGAACUUUCUCAAUCUUUUUAAUGUUUGAUCAAAAAAACAAAUCAUUUGAUUCUAAAAUCAUGUGAAAGGGCAAUUUCGUCACGGUAAUUUUACAGCUUGUUUCUGCUCAUAAUUUAAAACUGUGGGCUCGUGGUGUAUAGCGUCGUCGUGUAUCUGACAAUACGAACAUAAUAAAAAAUAAAUAAA
This is a messenger RNA of Cannabis sativa, 1612 nucleotides long. Its product is annotated as small polypeptide DEVIL 11. The coding region runs from base 96 to 398 and encodes 100 amino acids. The record is from RefSeq and is a predicted model, not a curated record. Gene Ontology annotation, biological process: negative regulation of cell population proliferation. Lineage: Eukaryota; Viridiplantae; Streptophyta; Magnoliopsida; Rosales; Cannabaceae. The transcript has a single exon.